Aspergillus ibericus CBS 121593 is the source of this 2723-nucleotide messenger RNA. RefSeq names its product ubiquitin-specific protease UBP14. NCBI's taxonomy places the organism in Eukaryota, Fungi, Ascomycota, Eurotiomycetes, Eurotiales, Aspergillaceae. The coding region runs from base 185 to 2515 and encodes 776 amino acids. Gene Ontology annotation, molecular function: zinc ion binding; protein binding; cysteine-type deubiquitinase activity. The transcript is spliced from 6 exons. The record is from RefSeq and is a predicted model, not a curated record. Gene Ontology annotation, biological process: protein deubiquitination.
CUGACGGCAACUAUUGAUAGAGCAGAUUCUAAGGACUUCAGACAACUUAUGCUCACUCAAAUAGACUGAGUGUAACAACAAGGCACAUUUCCACGUGCUAGUACCGCCAACAUCCUGAAUUAUUCCUUCACUGCUCUUAUUUUCUACGGUAUUAGGCUUCAUAUAGCUCUCAGUAUACCUCAACAUGGCUUGCUCCCAUGUCACCUCUGAAGAAUUAAGACAGCCAACUGCAUCGCAAGUUGUAUAUAGAGAAGACUGCACACAGUGUUUCGACUCCAUAGAUGAGGACCAGGGUCUGAAUGUUUGUCUAACAUGCUUCAAUGGCGGUUGCGCAGGCGAUAGGAACCAUGCCCUCCUUCACUUCGAACGAUCCGGUCACCCACUGGCGCUCAACAUCAAAAGAUCACGUAAAGAGGUCCAGCGAGACGAGCCUCCACAUAAGAUUUCGAAGCUUGCAAUUGCUGCCGAAACAGAUGAGGAUCGGUAUUGUACGAGAACACAUGUUGUCUGUUAUUCAUGCCGCCAGGAUGAUGUCGACGCAUCCAGUGGUAAGCUGCCAGCUGUAAUUGAUGGUGUGAUGAAAGCGAUGACCUUCUCCAAGAGAGAAGAAGUCAAGGCCUGGGAGCAGGAGUUUAUUCCUUGCGAACAUACAAUCGGUUUGGUCCAGCGAGAAUCCAGGCAGAUUGAGUCGAAAGAUCUUGUCCAGUGUUCCAUGUGUAAUUUGAAAGAAAACCUUUGGCUGUGCCUAGAAUGCGGUAAUCUUGGCUGUGGCCGCAGUCAAUUCGGGGGCGUUGGGGGCAACUCGCAUGCUCUUGCGCAUUCUGACAUGGUAACUCAUCCCGUUGCAGUGAAACUCGGUUCGAUAACCGCAGAUGGAUCAGCAGAUAUCUAUUGCUAUAGAUGCAACGAGGAAAGGACAGAUCCCAACCUAGCUACUCAUCUUGCCCAUUGGGGCAUCAAUCUGGCAGGCCGUGAGAAGACGGAGAAGAGCUUGAUGGAAAUGCAAGUUGAGCAAAAUAUGAAAUGGGAAUUUUCGAUGACCUCUGAGGAUGGCCAAGAACUCACUCCGGUGUUUGGCCCAGGAUUGACCGGUCUGACUAACUUAGGAAACAGUUGCUACCUCUCCAGUGUCAUUCAAUGCCUUUUUGAUCUACCCGAGUUCCAGAAACGAUAUUAUCAUCCGAGUACGGAGCCACCACUUUCAGAAAAGCCAGCGGAGGACCUCGAGACCCAGCUGCGAAAGGUCGCAGAUGGCGUUCUUUCUGGGAGAUACUCUAGGCCCGAUAGCAACAUCAAAGCUUCGCCUGAUUCAGCGCAAGUUCCACACCAAAGAGGCUUGGCACCGGCUAUGUUUAAGCAUCUUGUCGGGCGUAACCAUGAGGAAUUUUCUACGAUGAGGCAGCAAGACGCCUUCGAGUUCAUGAUUCACUUCUUUAAGCAAAUCAACCUAUCAAAGCACCCCCAGGGGCAGGGUAACCCAAUCGCGUCAUUCGGUUUUACAAUGCAACAGCGUCUUCAAUGUUCGCAAUGCAGAAAAGUUCGGUACAAAUGGGAUGAGCAGGACAACAUCUCCAUCCCCGUUCCUGCUCGUCGUAUCUCUGCAGAAAAUUCCGGCUCUACCAACAAGUUUGGUAGUGUGACUUUACUAGAAUGCCUGGAUGCCUUCACAGCCGAUGAAGUUGUUGAACUCAGCUGUCCCUCAUGUGGUGGCACAGACGGAUUUAUUAAACACUCUUCGUUCAAGACGCUGCCGCAGAACCUGGCCAUCAAUGCGCGGAGGUUCGAGCUGAUAAAUUGGGUUCCUACAAAGCUGGACAUACCGGUACAAGUUGACGAAGAGCCGAUAGAUCUCAGCCCUUACAUCUCGUCUGGGCCAGAAAAGAAUGAAGAACUUCUCCCUGAUAUUGAGGCACCCGAGAGAUUAUUUCGGCCGAAUGAAAAUGCUAUGCAGCAGCUUCUCGCCAUGGGUUUCCCUCAACCAAGGAGCGAGAGGGCGCUUUAUAUGACCGGCAACUCAGACCCCGAGGCUGCUAUGAAUUGGCUCUUUGCUCAUAUGGAGGAUCCCGAUGUAGAUGAGCCGCUCGAUAAAACGAUUUCUAAUGGUCCAAGAGGCCAGCAGGAUCCAGCAAGUGUGGCGCAGUUGGCCGAAAUGGGCAUCAAUGAGAAUCACGCUAGGAGGGCAUUAGCAGCGACGGAUGGUGAUCUCAACAGGGCGAUUGAUUGGGUGUUCACGCAUCCGGAGGACUCGCUAGAGAUUCAUUCUGAGACUCAUGGAACCAGUGGCAAUUCUAUGCUUGGGUUCGAUGCUACUCCGGCAAGAUAUCAAUUGCGGUCGAUUGUGUGUCACAAGGGCUCCUCUGUACAUGCUGGGCAUUAUGUUGCAAUUGUGCGAAAGACACUUCCGGGAAUGGAAGGUUAUUCAUGGGUCAUGUUUAAUGAUGAAAAGGUCGUUCACAUGGAUGAUAUACAGGAGAUGAAGAAGUUUGCCUAUUUGUACAUAUUCACUCGAGUUUGAGUGCGUUGUAUAUGCUAGGCACAUGAAGUGACCGGACAUUUAUAGCUGCUGCGGUAAUUCCAGAUACCUGCACCACCGUCACAUCAAACAGUUGAAAUGGCUGUUCAACACAAGAAAUGAGGUUGUAUUGGUGCUAACUACAUUAGAACUAGAGUGGCAAACAGCCAGGUCAGGUCACGUUAAUAGGGAAAUUUAUACCUUCUGUCAG